Molecule: messenger RNA, 1545 nt
Organism: Fibroporia radiculosa
Lineage: Eukaryota; Fungi; Basidiomycota; Agaricomycetes; Polyporales; Fibroporiaceae
Exons: 3
Coding region: 1-1545 (514 amino acids)
Source: RefSeq, a predicted model, not a curated record
AUGGGUGAACUCGCCAUCGUGCCUGCCGAAGACAUAGAGAAUCAUACCACGCUCCCCACCAGCUGUACGGGAUUUCAAUUCCCAAACCCAAAUAUCUAUGAAAACGCGCAAAUUGCAGAGUCGCUGGCAUCACAAGCAUCGUUCUCGUUGGCUCCACGAAUGACGAGCCGUCCCAGUCGGCUCAUUGAUGUCGGAAGUGAUGAUGUUGUACUCCCCAAGCUUGUCCCCAUGCAGGAAUUGGACAAAAUGGAGCUUGAUGACCUUCGCUAUUUGACGCUAAGUCACUGCUGGGGUGGGGCAGAAAUCCUUCGACUUCUUGUGCAGAACAUCGACGACUUGAAGUCCGGGAUUGAAAAGUCUACCCUGCCACAAACAUUCCAACAUGCGAUAGUUACAACUAGAGAACUAGGGUAUCGGUAUCUGUGGAUUGAUUCCCUAUGCAUCAUCCAAGACUCUCCACAGGACUGGGCCUACGAAUCGCAGUUCAUGGGCGAGAUAUACGCCAAUUCUAUUUGCACUAUCGCCGCGCUCGCCGCGCGCAAUUCUCAUGAGGGCUGCUUCUUCGAUAAUACUCGUAAUCCGCUGUUUUUUCGCCCAUGUCGGUUGCUCGACGACUUGUACGUGGAGGCCAACUCUAACAUCGGAGUUGAUCUUCGAAAGGGGCUGUCACCACUCCCGUUGCACACCCGCGCGUGGGUCGUUCAGGAGAGAAUACUUGCGCCAAGGACGGUUUACUACGGCUCCAUGGGUCUUGCCUGGGAAUGCGUGGACUGUUCUGCAACAGAAGCGAUUCCGUGGGGCGAGAAAAGCAGGUUCUCUCCGAAAGCCUCCUUCUUCGACAUACAGCAGGAGAAUAACGAGGAGAAAUAUUACAGCAACUGGAUAGAUAUUCAGAUCUCGUACACACGAUGUUCACUGACGCGAUUCGACGACAGGUUGGUGGCGAUACUGGGUGUCAUACAGCGAAUUCAAAGCUUGACAGGCUGGGAAAAUGUAUGGGGUAUGUGGAGAAACCGACUGCUGAUGGAGAUGUUGUGGUUCGUAGAGGAGCCGGCGAGAAGACCAGAGACAGGCAUGUAUCUUUCGCCGACCUGGUCCUGGGUGGGGAUUGAGGGAAGGGUAAUGAUGGCUGUGGGAGUUCAGGAGCAGAAGCGGUGGGCAGCAGAGGUUGUAGACGUUGGGUUGGCCGAAGAACGAGGAUAUGUUCGCCUGAAAGCGGCGAUGCGAGGGGUGAAAUGUACCGCUGCUUGCAAACUGAAUGGAGGGAAAGAGAUGCCACUCCCUAAGUGGGAAGAGGUGGAUUGGGAUCCAGACACAAUUUCGAAAACGGAUGGUGUGGAGGAAAUGGCAUGUUUAUUAAUUGCAAGGCUUCCAGAAUACCUUGGACCAGGGAGCGAGGCAUUCGACAUUGGAUUAGUGGUGCGACGGUCGAGAGGGGAGGAAUGGUCACGCAUUGGUUUAUUUCGGCAGCUUAGGGAGGGGGAUGCGGCGUUGUUUCCGAAGAAUUUAGCAGAGCUGCAGUUGAAGGAAAUAACGGUUGUGUAA